AGGAUUGUCAAUGACGGGGAUCCAGUGACCUCCGUGCCCAAGUUCAUCUGGUUGAAAGUAAUCGAUCUCGGCUACAAGCACGUGGGUGUGGUCUAUAUCAUCAGUGCCACAGGCGAUAUCGUGGUGGAUCCUAGCUUUAUGGAGAGAUUUGUGAAGGUGAAACCCAAGUACAACAUCGCGGCCCAUCUCACCGGAUCGUACCGAAAGUCAAUAGCAGCGGUCAUAGUUAACAGUGUACGCUCUUCGAAUAUGAUAGACGCUUCGUGCGGACUUUGUGCGGCUUUGCAGACCAUCACAUCAGUGCUGCAAGCGCCCGGUGAAAUGGGACAGGCUCCAGAACCACAGGAUGCGAGUGCAGAGUGGUUAAGUUCAUCGCCUGCCAAUCUGACGCUCAAACGCCCGUCGCAGGAGCAAAAUGCGCAUGCCCACAGCCAGCAUUUUCCGUUCGAUACGCGCUCCUUGGCCGAGGAAGCCAUUGAACGAGUAACGUCUGCACCCAGAGCAUUCAGUGAGAACACGAGGCAUCCGCACGGUAAAUCGGACACUAAGAAAAGUAGUAUUGAUAGUCACGUUGGUGAAAGUAACAAUACUAAAAAGGAGGGAAGUAGCAGCGGGUGGCGGAGUUCCGAGAUGGUAGGACCUAGUAACGAUGGUCAGAAAGGUAUGGCUAGUAUCGAGAUGUGGAGCCACACGCGAAUAUACAAUUCUAGUAGCACUCCAUUGGUGGAUGUCAACUCGCAAUCCGACCGGCUAACGGGGCGCAGACGGUACUCAUCGGGGCUGCAUCGCGGGUUUGGAGUGCAAGUGAAGACGAAAAACAGUACUAGCAACAAAAAUAUUAUAGACAAUACUAUUUCGGAUGCUAAUAUUAAUAAGCAACCAGACGAUCAUGGCUAGUUAUUCAGGGUUGUGCUAUAUAAAUAAUAGAAAUACUAUAGGCUUUGUGGCUGUGCAUAAAUACUAUUUAC
Messenger RNA from Sphaeroforma arctica JP610, 968 nucleotides. RefSeq lists its product as hypothetical. The transcript has 6 exons. The record is from RefSeq and is a predicted model, not a curated record. The annotation marks the transcript as partial. Lineage: Eukaryota; Ichthyosporea; Ichthyophonida.